This is a messenger RNA of Hevea brasiliensis (rubber tree), 1367 nucleotides long. Its product is annotated as syntaxin-132. The transcript has 13 exons. Gene Ontology annotation, cellular component: endomembrane system; SNARE complex; plasma membrane. The record is from RefSeq and is a predicted model, not a curated record. Gene Ontology annotation, molecular function: SNARE binding; SNAP receptor activity. Bases 296 to 1210 code for a protein of 304 amino acids. NCBI's taxonomy places the organism in Eukaryota, Viridiplantae, Streptophyta, Magnoliopsida, Malpighiales, Euphorbiaceae. Gene Ontology annotation, biological process: exocytosis; vesicle fusion; intracellular protein transport.
UUACUGUUAGUCACUUUCUCUCUCCUCACUCUCCCUGAGUCUCUCCAUGAUUUCAUCAAGAAAGCAGCCAUCGAUUUCUCUCUGGACAAGGAAAAAUAAAAAAGAACCCUAAUUAUGAGUUUUUUCUUUUAUUUUUCUACAAAUUAAGACGUGGUUUAUGUUCGCGCUCUGUUUUUCAUAAACCAGGCCCUUACCUUCCAUAAUCAAACUAUCACUACUUUUCUAUACCUCAUUUCUUCUUCACAUUUUAAUUUAGAAAGAAAAAAGGAAGGUUCUUUGAUCUGAUACUUUCAAAAUGAACGACCUUCUAUCGGAAUCUUUUGAGAUCCCUCGUGGUCAGGGUUCUAGAGGUGGAGAUAUUGAGAUGGGAAUGAAUUCUGGAGAUUUGGGCCUGGAAAAUUUCUUUAAAAAGGUUCAAGAGAUUGAGAAGCAAAAUGAGAAACUGAACAAGCUACUUAAAAAGCUCCAGGAUGCGCAUGAAGAGUCAAAGGCUGUGACUAAAGCUCCUGCCAUGAAAGCAAUCAAGCAGCGAAUGGAGAAAGAUGUUGAUGAAGUUGGAAAAAUUGCUCGUUCAGUAAAGUCAAAAAUUGAGGAACUUGACAAAGAGAAUUUAGCAAAUAGGCAGAAGCCAGGGUGUGGAAAAGGAACAGCUGUAGACCGAUCAAGAACCUCAACAACUAUGACCUUGAAAAAGAAGUUGAAAGACAAGAUGGCUGAAUUUCAGAAUCUAAGGGAAACUAUCCAUCAAGAGUAUAGGGAGGUUGUUGAGAGGCGUGUUUUCACAGUGACGGGCACUAGAGCAGAUGAAGAGACAAUUGACAGAUUGAUUGAAACUGGAGAUAGCGAACAAAUUUUCCAGAAAGCAAUCCAUGAGCAAGGGCGAGGCCAGAUAAUGGAUACUCUGGCAGAAAUUCAAGAACGCCAUGAUGCUGUUAGAGAUUUGGAGCGAAAACUUUUGGACUUACAACAGGUUUUUCUGGAUAUGGCAGUAUUGGUGGAUGCACAAGGAGAAAUGUUAGACAACAUAGAAUCACAGGUAUCUAGUGCAGUAGAUCAUGUGCAGUCCGGUAAUACAGCCCUCCAAAGGGCAAAGACAUUGCAGAAAAGCUCCAGGAAAUGGAUGUGUAUUGCCAUCAUAAUCCUUCUUAUCAUUGUUGUAAUAAUCGUUGUUGCGGUAAUCAAACCAUGGAACAACAAGAAGGGUGCUUAGUGUCUAUAAGCAAUUUGUAUAUUGUAUGAAUGAGUCAUAUAUCAACUUUUGUACCCCAUUCGGCAAUUUAUCUAUUGUUUUGCAAUUCUUUUACAAAUUCAGCUUUUCUGUUAAAUUCUAAUGACUAAUUUGGUUGGGCUUAGCUCUACUUUUUAUA